Molecule: messenger RNA, 2786 nt
Organism: Hippocampus zosterae (dwarf seahorse)
Lineage: Eukaryota; Metazoa; Chordata; Actinopteri; Syngnathiformes; Syngnathidae
Product: deoxyribodipyrimidine photo-lyase
Exons: 9
Coding region: 233-2701 (822 amino acids)
Biological process (GO): entrainment of circadian clock by photoperiod; circadian regulation of gene expression
Cellular component (GO): cytoplasm; nucleus
Molecular function (GO): FAD binding; DNA binding
Source: RefSeq, a predicted model, not a curated record
GUGGUGACAGAAAACGCCUGUCUGGAUUUUGAGGCUUGAGCUCCCCUUAGUGGUCAUGUUACGUCAUUAUAAAAUAAUGACCGCGGUUACAAAACUUAAGUCUUGUGUAACAGCCGUCAGCUGUUCGGUAACAACGAUUGUGUGCGUAAAGCGGCACAUGUGGUCUAUGCUUUUCGGGGUAGACCGUAAGAAAGUGACUUAAAAAGACUUGCCAAUCACCUUCCGAUUGACGAUGCCUCAAACUGGAGAAGAAGACGGCGAGCUGGCCGUGGUCAGAAGACUCCUCAAAGAAGUGCUGCGGGGUCGGGAGGAUCCGGAGGGAUUCUUCGCGAUGUGCCUGUCUAUCUUAGGUCACCAGGAGACCCGUGCCCGGUUUCUGCCCGCCGUUCAGCCUCUGUCGUCGGCAAACCGCUCCUUGCACUCCACCCUCGUCUCCAUCUACGAAGAAUAUUUCACGAAGGCUGAAGACGAUGAGUUGGAACUGGCAGUGACCCUGUCUCGUCUUGAAACGCACGUUCACCCAAGAACACAGCUGCAGAAAUAUGAUGCGGUAUCCAAUCAAAGUGGACACGGCAAGGAAGGAGGGGGUACAACCUCAGAACCUGCACAUCAGCAAGAAACAUUUCUGAACAUGUCUGGUACAUGUCAAACUCUGAGUGCCAAACAGGGCAUCGGCGCAAAAAGUGACACGAUGGAAGACCAGUGUGAGAAAACAAAUCAUUCCAAAAGCAGACGUCAGCGUCGGAAAGCAGCAGCCCAGCAUGUCGUUGGUUUGCCGGACUCUCCAUCGGGGGCAACACCGGUGCUGCUUUGGGUCCGCAGGGACUUGAGACUAUGUGACAACCCUGCUCUUGUCGGCUCCCUGGAGUUGGGGGCCCCCGUCAUACCUGUAUUCAUCUGGAGCUCCAAAGAGGAAGAGGGGCCUGGGAUGACUGUGGCUACAGGAGGCGCUUGUAAAUACUGGCUUCAUCAAGCGCUGUCCUCCUUUCGCUCAUCUCUGGAGCGUAUCGGCAGUCAUCUGGUCUUCCUGGAGGUGAACGGAUCCAGCACUCUGCGUACGCUCAAAGAGCUGGUGAAGGAGACUGGGGCCCGAACGGUGCUGGCCAACGCCCUCUACGAGCCCUGGCUGAAGGAACGGGAUGACGAGGUGGCGUCAAGGCUGCAAAAAGACGGGGUCCAAUGCAAGAUGUUCCACUCGUACUGUACUCGAGACCCUUACUCUGUCAGCACGGAGGGUGUUGGACUCAGAGGAAUCGGAUCUGUGUCUCACUUUAGGAGCUGCUGCAGACAGAACCCAGCAGGCACCGCAUUUGGUGCUCCGCUGGAUCCACCCAUGUCGCUCCCUGUACCUUCCAGCUGGCCUCAGGGCAUCCCUUUGGACACGCUGGGCCUGGCGCGCAUGCCACUCAGGAAGGAUGGCACCACGAUUGAUUGGGCAGAGAACAUUCGCAAGUUGUGGGAUUUCAGUGAAGAGGGCGCCCAUGCCAGGCUCGAAGCUUUUCUUCAUGAUGGUGUGUACAGAUAUGACAAAGAGUCAGGCAGGGCCGAUGCCCCAAACACCAGCACUCUAUCGCCGUAUCUUCACUUUGGUCAGGUCAGCCCUCGCUGGCUCUUAUGGGACGCCAAGGGGGCACGCUGUCGACCGGCAAAAUUCCAACGCAAACUGUCAUGGAGGGAUUUGGCGUACUGGCAGCUCACGUUGUUUCCCGACCUUCCUUGGGAAUCCCUCAGGCCCCCGUACAAGGAACUGCGGUGGAGCAGCAAUCGUAAUCAUCUCAAGGCCUGGCAGCAAGGGCGCACAGGCUACCCUCUGGUGGAUGCAGCCAUGAGGCAGCUGUGGCUGACGGGCUGGAUGAACAACUACACCAGACACGUGGUGGCUUCUUUCCUCGUAGCGUACCUGCAUCUGCCCUGGCAAGAAGGCUAUCGCUGGUUUCAGGACACACUGGUGGACGCAGAUGUUGCCAUCGAUGCCAUGAUGUGGCAGAAUGGCGGCAUGUGCGGUCUGGAUCACUGGAACUUUGUCAUGCAUCCCGUUGAUGCCGCCAUGACAUGCGACCCGAACGGCAGCUAUGUGAGGAAAUGGUGUGCUGAAAUUGCAGAGCUACCUGAUGAGCUCAUUCACGAACCAUGGAAAUGCCCGGCGUCCAUGCUACGACGUGCGGGCGUGGUGCUGGGCCAAACAUACCCAGAGAGAAUAGUUACAAACCUGGAGGAGAGGCGAAGUCGCUCUCUUCAGGACGUCGCCCUGGUACGAAGACAACACGCAGAAUACGUGGACACACGCUCGGGCUGCGACCUUGUGCCUCUGCCGCCCCGCCUGGUCUCUGAGGCCCUGGGCUUAGCGCAGCCAACUGGAGGAAAACAAUUUCUCCUUCCUGUCAUCACACGUAUGGAAUUCAAACACCAGAUGGACGACCCGGACAUGGACGCCGCCACCAAUCCUUACAACGCCGUCCUCAAGGGAUACGUCAGUCGCAAGAGGGACGAGACUGUGGCGUUCCUCAACGAGCGAGACUUCACAGCCAGCGUCUUGCACGAGGGAGCCCAGAGAAGAGAGAGGCUGGAGAGUGACCAUCGCCGCAUGGAGGGGCUCCCGCCCAAACGACUCCCAACGCGGGGAAGAGCCAGACGCUCCACAAACACGAAUGAUCGGUUCUCUAUCCUACCAAGUGGUACUGUUCUUAUGACACACAGGUGAUCCAAAGCCACAAGCACCAGUUUCAGUCCCUUCCAAAUAGCUCAGAGUCUUAUUUUUCUGAUUGUUUCCAGCCUGAAAUGCCCAU